GUUUCUCUGUUUCCGCCCGGAAGGAAAACACGGGAGCACCUCUGCACUGAAGCGCGCAGAAAUUCAGCUGAUUGGCUGCUGGGGAGGAGGCGGAGUCAUGCGUCGGUACCGGAGAGGCGAGGGGGAACCGGAGCCGUGGAUCGAGCGGCUGAUUCAGAACUACGGGCAGAAUCAGCGAGCCGGCAGCCUGAGAGCUCACGUCAUCGGGGUGAGCGACCUGAGCGACUCGGUCCGAACCGACGAGAGCGACGCCUGCAUGCUGUUCCUCUCCGACGGAGCCACAUUCAUCCCCGCCGUGCUCACCACCACCGCCUGGGAGAGCGUACAGGAGUUGGAGGAGAGGGAGAACUUCGCUGGUCUGGAGAACACCACCGUCUCCAUUCGCCACUUCCAGCUCAACUUCCACAUGGACCAGGAGCUGACGUCGUGUCAGUUUUAUCUGACUGUGAAUCAGAUGAUCAGCGUUGGGCGUGUCGGGGGGCGUGGCCAUCCCCCGAGCUGCACAACCCUGCCCUCCAUCCAGCAGCACAUCCUCAGAACCUGGAGAUCUCUGAUGAAGGAGGGUUCGGUGAACUCGGUGAAUUCUCAAUCAGCAUUCCCUCUGUCCUGUCUAAUGGGGGUGUGGCACAAUGACAUCAUCAUGGAUAUUCUGAAUGAUGCAAUAAAGAAAAUAACCACACCCACUGGGCGUCGACUUGAUGUGGCCACACCCACUCGCUGGCACAGAGAGCGACUCCGCUAUAGGGGUGAGGAGUGUUUUGGCGGUGCGGCGGCGCGGCCGGUGGUCUCGGGGGAUCGGAGGGGGCUGUUGACGGCUGAGCGCGGUUCUGUCUGCCGGAUAAGUAAUUGCUCUUUAUUAUUAAACCCCGCGGGCGUUUCACCAGACGCCGCUCACCGGCCUGUUUUUCCCCCGCUGUACCUGAGCUCAGGUGUGAGCAGCAGCAGCAGCGACGCUCCGAGCCGAUUGGCUCCUCCCCGGGCGGACGUGACCGAGAACCGGCCAGUGGCUGAGCGGGCCGGGGGGGUGGUCCUGCCCCCUGUGGCGUGUGAUAGGCCAGCGGAGCGGCAGAGGCCAGAGGCGCCGUGCGGAGGAGGAGGAGGAGAUGAUGGAGGUAGAGAUGGAGGUAGAGAUGGAGGUGGAGGACGUGGAGACGAUGAGAUGAACCCGUGGGACAUGUUCUGUCCCGCUCCAGACCUGCUAGGAACCCCGUCCUCUUCCCCAGAGACCAGUAUAGGUCCUCUCUCUCAGGAGAGCCAAUCACUGCUGCCCACAGCGACCAGCACCUGGGCCCAGUCCCCCAAUCACAGCGCAGAACAGGGUUCAGGCAGUAGCAGUGACACGCCCUAUCUGGGACCACACCCAUACCUGCACAGCUCCGCCCACGUGACUGAAAAGACCACACCCACAACCCACCGAACUCAGGACAAGCAGCAGGCGCUGACUCCGCCCACACGUGCCACGAAGGGCGUGGCCCUGCACGCACAGGACGACGCCCCAAAAGAUCCGUCCUUCAAACGGACUCUGCAGACCCCAGCAGAGGACCCGCCCCCUAAACAGGUUCACUCGGAUGGAAGCAGGUUCUCCUACAUGUAUGAACCCAGUCCUCAGCUUCUCUCAGCUUUCAGCCUCAUACAAGUCCCGGAGCAGCUGGUGCAGUGGGCGGUGGUUUACCUUGGGACCAGUAGAACAUCUGAGCUAAGACAGACGUCAGCGAGGGCGGAGCUACAGAGAUCAAAGGACUGUAACCACCGAAAAUAAUAAAUAAAGUGUUGAGAAUAAUGUGUUCUGUACAUAAAGCAGUUUAUUUGUUAUGUUGUUUUUUAUUUAAUUAUUUGUUAGUAAUUAAUUGUGUUGCUGUUGGAAUAAAUGUGUCUCACUGUAAUGAGAGAAAGAACA
Messenger RNA from Astyanax mexicanus (Mexican tetra), 1897 nucleotides. It is a transcript of the gene acd, whose product is annotated as ACD shelterin complex subunit and telomerase recruitment factor. Gene Ontology annotation, biological process: telomere maintenance via telomerase; telomere capping. The record is from RefSeq and is a predicted model, not a curated record. Lineage: Eukaryota; Metazoa; Chordata; Actinopteri; Characiformes; Acestrorhamphidae. Bases 98 to 1759 code for a protein of 553 amino acids. Gene Ontology annotation, molecular function: telomeric repeat DNA binding. The transcript is spliced from 13 exons. Gene Ontology annotation, cellular component: shelterin complex; chromosome, telomeric region; telomerase holoenzyme complex.